Messenger RNA from Nelumbo nucifera (sacred lotus), 2247 nucleotides. The record is from RefSeq and is a predicted model, not a curated record. Lineage: Eukaryota; Viridiplantae; Streptophyta; Magnoliopsida; Proteales; Nelumbonaceae.
AAAAGAAAAUCCGGUUUUGAAGGCGGAACCGUGGUGCUAUUUGAAUCACCGCUUUUCCAUCUUAAAAACCCUUUCUUCCCAAAGGCCCAAACCCUUGGCGGCUGACCUGACCCUCCCCUUUUCUCUCUCCUAGGGUUUCUCUCUCUCCCCUCCAGUAUCCCGUAAUCUUCGUACUCGUUUCUAGGGUUUUCUUACCUCCUCCUUUUAUCCACUAUUUGCUCGUCUCCACCGAAGAUCUGAUCAUGGCAGCGGUUGCUCCACCUGCGGAUCAAGCUGCAGAUUUACUGCAGAAGUUGUCAAUAGAUUCUCAGACCAAAAAUAUUGAAGUUCCUGAGGCCACGAAAAAGCCUUUUACUAUUCAGUAUGGGUCUGUUGAAACUGCUGAAGCACCCAAUGGUCCUGUCCAGUCAUGUGAACGAUCUACAACUCCUCUACUUCAAGAUUUCAUGGAUCCAUCAAUGUGCUAUCUUCCUAAUGGCUAUGCAUCUACUGCCUAUUAUUAUGGAGGUUAUGAUGGGCACAUCAAUGAGUGGGACGAUUACCCUAGAUUCGUAAAUCCUGAUGGGGUAGAGAUGUCAACUGGAGUUUAUGGGGAUAAUGGCUCUCUUAUAUAUCACCAUGGUUAUGGAUAUGCACCUUAUGGUGCGUACCCUCCAGCAGGUUCUCCAGUUCCCACCAUGGGGCAUGAUGGUCAGCUGUAUGGUCCUCAACAUUAUCAGUAUCCUAGUCCUUAUUACCAGCCACCGACUCCUCCACCUGGUGGGCCAUACCCCUCUAGUCAGACAUCUUCUCAGGGGGAGCUUUCCACCUCUGUAGCUGCUGAUCAGGCACCUUUGACUGUAGAAACAACAAAGGAAAAGGCUAAUGGUGUUACAAAUGGAAAUUCCAAUGCUAAUAAUGGCUCUGCACCAUUGAAACCAACAAACCAGAACUCAACUUUGAAUUUGAACAAUACUUAUUGUAGAGGAGUUUUGUCUGGAGGAAUCCCAACAUCCGGCUACCAGGACCUAAGAUUUGGUUAUGAUGGGAUGCGGUCUCCAGUACCCUGGAUAGAUAGCCCGGUUUUUUCUGAUGGGCAGCCAAAACCCGCCACUAGUAGCUCCUUUUCUUCAACUGUCUCACAUGCAAAUAAUGUCCACUCUGGAAGGAAUCAGAAUAUUCGUCCACUUCCACAUCUCGUUGGCUUGCACCAUCCAAGACCUGCAUCCGGAAUGAACCCAACACCAGGUUUUAUGAAUAGGAUGUAUCCAAACAAUAGGGAUGAUGUUCACAAGAGCAUCAAGUAUAAUGUGUGGGCCAGCACACCUAAUGGGAACAAGAAGCUGGAUGCUGCAUACCAGGAGGCACAGGAGAAGCCUGAUUGCUGUCCUGUAUUCCUAUUUUUUUCUGUGAACACUAGUGGGCAAUUUGUUGGUGUCGCUGAGAUGGUUGGACCAGUUGAUUUUAACAAGAAUGUGGAGUACUGGCAACAAGACAAAUGGAAUGGUUGCUUCUCGGUGAAGUGGCAUAUUGUAAAGGAUGUGCCUAACAGUUUGUUGAAGCACAUCACCCUUGAAAAUAAUGAGAACAAGCCCGUCACUAAUAGUAGGGACACUCAAGAGGUAAAGAUGGAGCAGGGGCUUCAAAUGCUCAAAAUAUUCAAGGAGCAUUCCAGCAAGACAUGCAUUCUUGAUGACUUUGGGUUUUAUGAGACUCGGCAAAAGACAAUGCAAGAGAAAAGGGCCAAGCAACUGCAGUUGCAGAAGCAGGUAUGGAAUGGUAAGCCUGCUGAUAUUGCUGUUACUGAUGAUAAAGAAAAAGAUGGUGCAACUGGAAAACCAAGAUUGCAGAAAUCUUUAGAGGUUGCUUCCGUUUUGCUUAAGGAGUCUCCUACCGUUCACUCUAAUGGGGAGUGGAAAAGAUCAGAAGAAAAUGGAACAGUUACAGCAGUUAGAGAUGCGCCAAAGGGUGCCAAACCUGUAGGCACAGAAAAGAGGGUUGUGGCUAACGGGGUUGCAAAUGGUUGCUAGAUCUUCACUUAUCAAGAGUGGGUAUAUGGUUAUUGGAAUUGUUAAAGAGUUCGGUCAGAAGUAUUGCCGGAUUAUUAUAGAAAGUGGGCAAACGCUGGCCAACUCCAAGUGGACCUGGCUUACUAUUGAGGUAAUAAAAUGUUGACAGCCCUUUUAUUGUCGUUUAAAAAAUAUGGUGAGUCGGGAUAAACUUAUUUUCAUGAUCCUCAAUAUUUGAGUCAUCAUCCCCUUUAUGACC